UUUAAUGUCAAUAAACAAAGACUGUUUAUAAAGAACUUUUGUCGGAAUCAAAGGAUUUCUGGAAAAACUCGAAUUUUCAAAUAGCAUAGGCCUGCGAAAACGGUGUAAAUUUUUGUUGGAAAAUUGGAUGUUUUAUCUGAAAGCAGUUUAAUAUUGCAAUUCUUUUUAAGUAUAUUUUAUUAUGAACUGAGGAACUAUUUUCCAUAUGUUCUUUUUAAACGCGCGGUGUUUUAAAAAGUUUUGAAACAUGUUUUAGUAUUAAAUAUCGUAAAUACUAAUCGUAUAGUUUUUCUUUCAUUGUGAGUUUAACAUUACUAGAGGUUGUUUUAAAUACCAAAUGUGUGCUAUAUUUUAUUUCUCUGCUUAAUAUUUGUUCUGUUGUAACUGCUGCGAGGAGUUUCCAAUAUUUUUGUUGUCAUUCUUAAAUAUCUGAUGUGCUUCAAAUGGAAAAUGAUUUGAGAUACUUUGAAAACAGAACUCUCAGUCGAAAUCGAACCGUCAUGAGAUGUGGGGAAGCUGGCUUCGAAUAUCCACCUCAUUCUUUCCACUACUCACCUCACACCUCUUCUACAGGUCCUUUACAAAUCAAUGAUGACAGAGUACCAGAAUGGGAAUUACCUCGAUCUUACCCUGUUGGUUAUAGAACUGUUCACCCAGAAUACAUUCCAAGGCACCUGAUACCUUCCCAGCCUUCCCAGACAUGUUAUUUGUCUAACACAUCAACUGAAUGGCAUAGAGAUACUAAUCCACGUACACCAAAGCAAGUUAAAAAGGAGGAUAUUUGUGUAAUGCUAAUGAACAGAGUCGUAUUAUGUGUCGAAUGUGAAAAUCCCUCUCAAGCAACUGUUCAAGAAUUAAUGGAAUUAAUCCUACAAGAUGAUCAAGAUUUGUCUCUUCCAGCAAGUGCUCGAGAUGUUUUCAGCUUGUGGCUUGUUUCUCCUAUGUUAGAAUUACAAUUAACUAGCUUUCAGCGUCCCUACCACACGCGUCAGCAGUGGAUGACUUUACUUUUAAAAUAUACAUCUGCAUCAACAAAGCAUUUAGAUAAGGAUGAGCCUGAACUGUAUUUGAGAAGGAAUGUUUUCUAUGAUAAACAAGAUGAAAUGAGAAUAUGUGAUAUGAAAAUAUUGGAAUUGUUAUAUGAAGAAGCAAAAUAUAACAUUCUGAAAGGGCGUUAUCCUUGUGAUAUUCAAGAUUGUGAUGUAUUAGCUGGAAUCCAAGCUCGUUUAGAACUUGGUCCAUUUAAUCCACAAAUACAUACUGCUGAGUUUUUCAGGAGUAAAAUCACUGACUACUUACCAGAUUAUGCAUGCAAAAACAGAUGGUCUUUUCUUAAUGUAAGUGCAAAACCUGGUCCAGAACAUAGACUUUUAGAUCGGUAUCGGAAUAUACCUACGAACACUGUGAGAUAUAAGCUACUUAGAAAGUACAUGGAGUUCUGUUGGGCUCUACCAUACUAUGGUUCUGCUUUUUUCCAUGGGCAAGUGGAAAAACCUGCAAAGGGUUUAGCACUUUUAUUAGAUCACCCUGACAAGAAGGUUUUAAUUGGGAUUAACAGAGAAGGUGUGCAUAUUAUUGAUGCUGCUGAUCAUUGUCUUCUACUUAGUAUGAAGUUUAGAAAUUUGUCUUGGGAUUAUGCUGCAAAUAAAGAAGAUAAUCCUGAUUGCCUUCCGUGUUUAUUUAUUCAGUUCAAAAUUCCUGGACAAAGGGCCAGAGAUUCGAAACUAAUUCAAAUUUUUUCACAUCAGGCCAAUAUGAUGGAUAAAUUAAUAUCGAAAUUUGUGGAAGAAUUAAAGCAAAGACCUUCUUGGUGUGAAGAUCAAGUUGACAACUUCAUAUCUAUACCUCAUGAAGAUGAUGAUGUAAUUCCAAUCACAACAAAACGUUUGUCAUCUGAAGCUUAUCUUGAAGAAAAAUUGAAAAGAUUAUCUUUGACUACUUUUAAUGAGUCAGGUCAGCCUGUGCAAGCCUCAAGAUCAUGGUCAUUCAAAAAAUAAAUUUUUUUUCUAAAAUUUAUAACAUAAUAUAAUCUAUAUUUGUAUAUAAAGUUUGUGUUCACUGGAGAUUUGGCGAAGAUUGAUUAUAGUUUUAAAUAAAAGAGAACUUUUCUUUUUACACACUUAAGUAACUUUAUCCAAUGUCUUAUUUCUUUAUAUCUUAUAUUAAUAAAAAAAAUCACUCAAAAAUUACUGACAAAGAAUUUAUUACAAUUGUUGGCUUGUUACUUUGCUUUUUACUCUGUUUAAUGAGUACUUUCAUAAAUUUAUUGUUAUUUAAUAUUUAUAUUUGUACCAGUUUUACGAGUGAAACAUUUUAGGACAGGAUGCUUUCAUUUCUCAUAUUUAAUUUUUUUAUACUUUCCUAAGAUAUAUGGAUAGAGGUAUGUAUUUGUACUUUGCUUCAAAUAUCAAACAUGAUCUUUUGUUUGUGAAUGUGAAGCUAUUGAAAUGUGAGAAUAGUUACAUUUUUAUGGAUUUAAUUAUGUAUGAGUUUGUUUCAAAGUUAAAACAUACAUAUUUUUAAAUUUUUUUUAAAAUUUGUUGUGAGAUUGUUUAUUUUCGUAGAUCGCAUAAAUAAUUAAACUAAAUUUACAAAGAAGGAAUGUUAGAAUUAAGUUUUGACUCUAACCAUCAUUUAUAAAUACCAUUUUUCAUUUAAUGGGCAUUUUAAAAUUAAAUUUGUGAUAAAUCAUGUUUGUUUUACUAUUUAAAUCCUGUAUUUUUUAACAGAAUUCAAUGAUCAUUUUUGUUUGUAUUUGUUAAUGGCCUGUAUGAAAGAAUACUGUUAUGAUUUUGUCUCAAAGAUGUAUAUAAUUUCUGUUCCUUGCCCCACACCAAACUGUUUGUGUAUGCUAAUUGAUUGUAAUUUUAUUUAUAUCAUUCCAUUGUAAAUAAUGUAAACGUUUUUAUUACUCUUAUUACACAAAUGAGCACUUAAUACUCGGUAUUAUAUAACUAUUGUGUCCUGAACAUAUUUAUAUCAAUUGUGUUAUAUGAAGUGAUUUUUAUAUUGCUUGAAUAUAAAACUUAAAUUUCCAACGGCGUAAAUAUUUUUUCUCUCAAUUAAAAAUAGUAUCCAUGCCUAAUGAAAUGUAACUCUUUAUUUCUUUAGUUAGGUUUUAUUUUCAAGAAACUCGACGUGUUAAUUAAAAUUUAAAAUUUAUUAACUUCUAACGCUUUGAGGUCUUAGCUCGGUUGCCUUCUGUAGAGCGGAUUGACCCCAAGUAUUUCUCGGAAUCAGCUUUUAACCCUCUGGGCCAUAAAAUUUCUUUCUAUAUAUGGUCGCUGUUCUUUCAGAUAUCUUCUUUAAACCUCUUAGUUCCGAAAAAAAAAUUGCCAGCACAAAACAGAUUUACCUUUAUAAACCAAUCUAGAAACAAAGCUGAAAUCAGAGUUUUUUUUAACUCUCGAAACCAUUAUUUAUUAUAGCGAUUCACGAUGUCUCGUUUGUAAUUUUUAGAUUUUCAAAUGCAAAUUAUUAGGUGUGUUUAAUUUUCCAUUCAAAUUUAUUUUUAAAAUAUUUGUUGAAAAGUGUUUUUGUAUGAUGAACUUUUUAUUUUUAAAACAUAAUUUAUUCAAUAAUGUCUCGUUGAGUAGUAAUUCUUAACGCAUUUAAAUAUUUUCGAUAUUAUGAAUGAAAUCAAUUUAAAAUUCCUUUACAAAGUUAACCUAAUGUAUAUUAUCCAAAUAAUCUUGAAAAGUAUAAAAAUCCUUAGCGCUCAAGUAGAGAUAAAUAAUCGAAAUAGCUCAGACCUGAAAGUGUUAUAAAAUAAAUUUAUAUUUCUUCUUAAAUUGAUAACAAUAAAGAUUGGAGCAUUUAUUCUGCUUUAAUUUUAUUUUGUUUUUCCUUAAGAAAUAUUGCAUGCAUAUUUUUUCAAAGGUUAUAAAAAUUGGCUAGUAAUUUUCAAAAUAUUAUAUAUUAUUGUGCUACAAAAUAUUCAUCAAAAUUGUUAUUAAUACAUUUGUGUUUAAAAGUAUAGGCAAUGUGCAUGCAAAUUUUCAUAUGGUAUUCAUAAGGUUU
Argiope bruennichi is the source of this 4020-nucleotide messenger RNA. It is a transcript of the gene Bili, whose product is annotated as putative FERM domain-containing protein FRMD8P1. NCBI's taxonomy places the organism in Eukaryota, Metazoa, Arthropoda, Arachnida, Araneae, Araneidae. The coding region runs from base 444 to 1997 and encodes 517 amino acids. The transcript is spliced from 12 exons. Gene Ontology annotation, biological process: negative regulation of canonical Wnt signaling pathway. Gene Ontology annotation, cellular component: cytoskeleton; plasma membrane. The record is from RefSeq and is a predicted model, not a curated record.